Merops nubicus (carmine bee-eater) is the source of this 1149-nucleotide messenger RNA. Its product is annotated as testis-expressed sequence 11 protein-like. The annotation marks the transcript as partial. Gene Ontology annotation, cellular component: central element. The transcript is spliced from 12 exons. Lineage: Eukaryota; Metazoa; Chordata; Aves; Coraciiformes; Meropidae. The record is from RefSeq and is a predicted model, not a curated record. Gene Ontology annotation, biological process: meiotic cell cycle; reciprocal meiotic recombination; male meiosis chromosome segregation.
GUUGAAGAGAAUGCGGUAAGCCUGUGGAACUGGGCUGUGACCAAACACAUGAGCUCUCUUGUCAAUGAUGAGCAAAGAGCUAAAUUACGGUUUGUUGCCUGCAGACUGCUGUGCCUUUGUGAAGGCAGCGACCCUCCAGAGGGAACUAUCCGAAGACAGAUUUUGAUGUCUAUGAAAACUGGGAAAGGAUGGAUAGAUGUUGGAAAAGCUGAUCUUGCUGAUGGAUUUCUGGAGACUGCCAUGAGCAAUAUAGAAAAACUGUAUGCAAAGUUACUUAAGGGGAGUGAUGGUGAAGCAGAUAUUCAUGUGCACAAAGCUGAUGUCGAGAGGAAUCUCUUCAAAGUACUCUCUUAUCAGGCUGAAUCAGCAGUGGCUCAAGGGGAUUUUCAGCGAGCGAUGAUGUGUGUGCAGCGCUGCAAGGAUAUGUUGAUGAAAUUGCCCAAAGAGACCUAUUACCUGUCAAUCCUCUGCUACAAUUUUGGUGUGGAAACCUAUGAAUGGAAGAGAUAUGAACAGAGCACGUUCUGGCUCAGCCAGAGUUAUGAUAUUGGGAAGAUGGACAUGAAAUAUUCUAUUGGCAAAGAAAUGCAGGCUAAAGUGCUGCGAUUGCUAGCUACAGCCUAUUUUGAGUGGGAUUGCAAUCUCUAUCUUGACAAGGCACUGAAAGCCAUAAGCUUGGCAAAUCAGGAGAAUUUGCAUCCAGCAGGUUUUUUUCUGAAAGUUAAAAUUCUUCUUAAAAGUGGAGCGUCAGAUGAAGAUAUCAACUCAGCUGUUGCAGAAUUCCUGCACCAUGAGAUGUCUUUAGACUUUUGUUUGAAUACUGCCAAACUGCUGCUGGAGCAUGGAAAGGAAUCAAUUGGAUUUUAUGUUCUGAAAUCUGUUACUGAACGAUUUACAUCUUCACCUGACCUUGGGAAAAUUACCCUGCUCCACAUUGAGUUCCUGUUGCAGAAUAAGAGGGAGCUGCUUGCUAAGCAAAAGGUUGAAGAAAUUAUUAUAGGUCAUUAUAGCGGGAAACAACUGUUGCCUGAAGCCUUGAACCGGCUGCACAUCAUCUUGUGGGACAGAGCUGCCAAACAUUAUGAGGUUUGGGACCAAACAGUUUUUGAUAUCGGUGAAAAUGAAGAUCUGCUAUUUCUAACCUCUUUG